AUUUUAAUUACUAUUGUUCGUAUAGGAUAAUUGAGCAUAUUUAAGAUCAAGCCUCACAGACAAGAAGUAUAAUCGACUAGAUAAAUGGCAAAUGAAUGAGUUGCAUGGAAAAUUGAUAGGGCGAGAUAAAGAGUUCAAAUUAAUGGGGGAUAAAUUGACACCUUUACUCAUUGUGACUCGUAGAAAUGAAAAUCGAACAUUGUUCUACAUUGAAGAUUUGGUUGUUAAUACUUUCUUCAAAUUGCUUAGGAAGAGAUCUGAGAGAUUUCCAGGGGCAUACAUUAAUCACUAUUCAUUUGACUCUCAAAUAGCUACAUUCUUGAUAGAUGGAUCCAAAUCAGAACAUGAAGUAUUAGCUUGUUUAAAGGAGAGAAGCUCACAGGUGUACAUAAAUUGUUUCUACCAUUGUGUUUAUCAACACACUGGGUUCUUUUCUAUGUUGAUACAAGAGAAAUAGAUUUCAUGGUUGGAUUCAAAGCCAUCUUCGCAAAUAAGAUCUAAUGGUGAUGAAAAAGGAAACAAUAUUAGGAUGCUUUACAUAUUUUCUACUACCAGAGUUUGGUUACAGUGAUGCGGAGGAAUGGCCAUUCAUAGUGCGUAAUGAUAUUCCAAAGCAAAAAAACUCGGUUGAUUGUGGGGUAUUCGUGAUGAAAUAUGCCGAUUGCCUUACUCAUGGUGAUUCCUUCCCUUUUGAACAAAAAGAUAUGAUUCAUUUCCGACGUCGUAUCUUUCUUGAUAUAUAC
Messenger RNA from Hibiscus syriacus, 743 nucleotides. RefSeq lists its product as uncharacterized. The transcript has 6 exons. NCBI's taxonomy places the organism in Eukaryota, Viridiplantae, Streptophyta, Magnoliopsida, Malvales, Malvaceae. The record is from RefSeq and is a predicted model, not a curated record. Bases 92 to 457 code for a protein of 121 amino acids.